Serpula lacrymans var. lacrymans S7.9 is the source of this 1540-nucleotide messenger RNA. RefSeq lists its product as uncharacterized. The transcript is spliced from 11 exons. NCBI's taxonomy places the organism in Eukaryota, Fungi, Basidiomycota, Agaricomycetes, Boletales, Serpulaceae. Gene Ontology annotation, cellular component: plasma membrane; fungal-type vacuole. Gene Ontology annotation, molecular function: glutathione gamma-glutamate hydrolase. Gene Ontology annotation, biological process: glutathione catabolic process. The record is from RefSeq and is a predicted model, not a curated record. The coding region runs from base 96 to 1442 and encodes 448 amino acids.
UGACUGUUCGUAUACCACCACCUUCUCCUGGAGGAUCUUCCGAAGUCUAUGUAGUAGAUUUUCGGGAGACAGCUCCUGCCUCGGCAAGUACAACAAUGUAUCGCAACAAUCCAAUGGGGGCUAUGUUUGGCGGGUUGGCAAGUGGUGUUCCUGGCGAACUACGAGGCUUAGAGGAAGCUCACAAGCGCUGGGGGAGUCUACCAUGGAGUCGACUUGUUCAACCGAGUGCAGACUUGGCACGCGAGUGGACCGUUGAUCCAGAAUUAGCUAACCGGAUAAAGAUGUUUUCCCCUAUUAUGCUAGGCUACCCUGAUUGGAAGGCAGUGUUCGCUCCGGAAGGCCAUAUCCUUCGCGAAGGGGAUGCUAUAAAACGAACCAACUUUUCGAAGACCCUUACGACUAUAGCCUCAGAAGGUGCUCGCGCUUUUUAUGAGGGACCAAUCGCUGACUCGAUAAUCCGAAAAGUGCAAGAAACGGGAGGUAUCAUGACACAUGCAGAUCUUGCCAAUUAUGCCGUCAAAGUAUAUCCGGCUUUGCAAGGUACUUAUCGUGGCAAGAAGGUAUACACGCCAGACGCGCCUACCUCCGGCCCCGUGCUAUUGCAUAUGCUCAACUUAAUGGAACACUAUGAUCUGAUUGGCGACGGAAGGACGGGUUUGAACGUUCAUCGACUCGUGGAGGUUUUGAAAUUUGGGUUUGCUGCGCGUACGAAGAUUUGUGACCCAGCUUUUGACGACAAGAGCAGUGAUCGCAUAGGCAAGAUUUCCACAAAGGAAUUCGCUGACGAAAUAUCGACUAACAUAACCGACGAUCGCACCCACCCCCCGGAAUAUUACAACCCCGAAUUCGAUGUCAAAGUUGAUCAUGGAACAAGCCAUACUUCCACAAUCGACAAGGAUGGCAUGGCUGUCUCCUUGACGUCUACGGUGAACUUUGUCUUUGGGUCACUAGUACUUGAUUCCGAAACCGGUAUCAUUCUCAACGAUGAGAUGGACGAUUUCUCAACACCUGGCAUCGCGAAUGGAUUUGGACUGUGGCCCUCUCCUUACAACUACCCAGAACCCGGUAAACGGCCCUUAUCUUCCAUGGUACCUACAAUCGUCGAGAACGCCGACGGCUCAUUUUAUCUUUCUAUUGGAGGCUCUGGAGGUUCCCAAAUCUUCGGAGCAGUUUUCCAGACGAUGUUGAACCUGGAAUGGGGCAUGGAUGUAAGCGAAGCGAUCGAGUAUGGGAGGCUGCAUGAUCAAUUGUACCCGUUGAGAGUAAACGUGGACAACAUCUAUCCCACAGAACUGGUCGAUGCUCUUAAAGAGAGAGGACACAAUGUGACUGUGGUUGACAUCAACCGUGUGGCUGCUGUUGUUCAAGCUGUCGUCCGGCAAGACGGAACAAUUUAUGCUGCCAGUGAUUCGAGAAAGAAUGGUAUAGCGUCAGGAUACUAAUUUAAACCUUGUAUAUUCUACAUUACGCUGUAGCAUAUUCCAAAUGGGUUUCCCUUGUUUUACUACUGGAGCAAUGUGCAUGAUUACGAUUACGAUAU